AUGGAGAAUACAAGGAAGUGCGUGCGGUGGGAGAUGGGGUCGCCGCUGUGCGUGCGAUCGCCCGUGUCGUCGUUCACGGCAGGCGCGUUCAGCGACGGCAAAUCGCGAUCCAAGGCCUUCUCAAGCCGAGUCCUAUCGACAGCGCGCCUCGUCCUCGUCUUUAUUCUCCUCGUCUUCUUCCUCUCCACGCUCUGCGCCACAAUCGGCGUGCCUAAAAUCGACCUAUCGGAGCCCGUCGUUCUGAUGCGGCGCGGCGACCGCCGGCUAGUCGUCAAGUACACUCCCAACUCGGCGGACGACGCUGCGACGCGCGCGAUCGUGGAUCCCGUCGCCGACCUGUCGCACCCGCGGCUGGCCAAGAGACGAGCGCUCAUGCGAUACCUGAACGAGGACCAAUAA
This is a messenger RNA of Closterium sp. Naga37s-1, 399 nucleotides long. The record is from the annotation of a GenBank genome assembly. NCBI's taxonomy places the organism in Eukaryota, Viridiplantae, Streptophyta, Zygnematophyceae, Desmidiales, Closteriaceae.